AUGCACCUCGCCGCCGUCGAGGCCACCACGGCCGCCUGCGUGUGCGACGAGGUGGAGGGGGAUCUCCUGCUGGAACUUGGCAGCGGGAAUGAGUCGGGAAGAGGAGAUCUCACGGAGCCGUUGAUUUUGAGUCCGCACAUAAUUACCGAUUCACUGGACCUGCAGGUUAGGCGACUGUUCGGAGGACAAAAUCUCGAUGUUGUGGCCAAACAAGUUCCUUUGAUAAAUAAAUAUGUUCACUUCUACAAAAUGUUGAAGAAAAUAAACAUGAUAAGUCUGGCCUCUGACAGGGUCUCUAUUGCUGUCUUUCUUGAUCAGAAUCUCCUCAUCCAUGAUACAUCAUCGGCCAACAAUGAGCUUUCAAUCUCGUCAUUCCGCCGACUUCGCCAGAACACCGUCCACAUGUGCUCCACACGAGAUAUGGGUAGUCGCACGUGCUCCUCCGCCGUCGUGCUCGCCAUCUCCGUCGUGGCGGUGCUUCUCAACGCGGACGUGGCGCUGUGCGGCUGCAGCUACAAGCGCUUCUUCGCGUUCGGUGACUCCCUCAUCGACACCGGCAACUUCGUGUACACCAUCGGCAACGGCCCGUCGCCACUCAAGGAGCUCCCCUUUGGCAUGACCUUCUUCAAGCACCCCAGCGGCCGCAUCUCCGACGGCCGUGUCGUCGUCGACUUCUAUGCGGAGGCGUUGGGCCUGCCGCUGCUGCCGCCGAGCAUCCCGGAGGAGGCGACCGGGCAGUUCCCCACCGGCGCCAACUUCGCCGUGUUUGGCUCCACGGCGCUGCCGCCGGAGUACUUCAAGACCAAGUACAACUUCACAAUGAACCCGCCUUCCACCCUGGACCGGCAGCUCGCCUCCUUCAAGAAGGUCCUCGCGCGCAUCGCUCCAGGGGACGUCGCCACGAGGGCUCUCCUGAACGAGUCCCUGGUGCUGGUGGGCGAGAUCGGCGGGAACGACUACAACUUCUGGUUCGGCAACCCCAGUAAACCCCGCGAGACGCCGGAGGAGUACCUGCCCGACGUGGUCGCCCACAUCGGCGCCGCCGUGCAGGAGGUGAUCGACCUCGGCUCCAGGACGAUCGUCGUCCCGGGCAACUUCCCCAUCGGGUGCGUGCCGGCCUACCUGAGCGCCCACCAGAGCAACGUCACGGCCGACUACGACGAGUUCCACUGCCUCAAGUGGUACAACGAGUUCUCCCAGAAGCACAACCGGGCGCUGCAGCAGGAGCUCGCCCGGCUCCGGUCGAAGAACCCCGGCGUCAAGGUCGUCUACGCCGACUACUACGGCGCCGCCAUGCAGUUCGUCCAGAAGCCGCAGGCGUACGGCAUCGCCGACCCGCUCGUCGCGUGCUGCGGCGGCAACGGGCCGUACCACACCGGCGGGGCGUGCAACAACCAGACGAAGCUGUGGGGCAGCCCCGACGGGUUCGCCAGCUGGGACGGCCUGCACAUGACGGAGAAGGCAUACAAGAUUGUCUCCGACGGCGUGCUGAACGGGCCGUUCGCCGACACCCCGCUGCUCCAUCUUUGCUAG
Messenger RNA from Triticum dicoccoides, 1533 nucleotides. Its product is annotated as GDSL esterase/lipase At1g28600-like. The record is from RefSeq and is a predicted model, not a curated record. Gene Ontology annotation, molecular function: lipase activity. The transcript is spliced from 7 exons. Lineage: Eukaryota; Viridiplantae; Streptophyta; Magnoliopsida; Poales; Poaceae. Gene Ontology annotation, biological process: lipid metabolic process. The coding region runs from base 1 to 1533 and encodes 510 amino acids.